Diprion similis is the source of this 1664-nucleotide messenger RNA. RefSeq lists its product as uncharacterized. NCBI's taxonomy places the organism in Eukaryota, Metazoa, Arthropoda, Insecta, Hymenoptera, Diprionidae. The transcript is spliced from 2 exons. The record is from RefSeq and is a predicted model, not a curated record. Bases 782 to 1642 code for a protein of 286 amino acids.
UUGAGCCAGUAAUAAACAGUGGAAAAUCGGUGCAACGCUUGCUCGUUUAUUAUUAUACGAGAGUGUCUCGAUAAGGAAAAGUAAAAAUUGAACGGCUUGCUUUCCCUCGAUAAAUGGUGUACAGAAAAGGCGAACGUACCGCGCCACAGAUAAUCCGUUCAGUUUCACACGAUUCGAUGUGUAAUAGAAUUUACGAUGCGCAGUUUACCUGCAGCGGACUAUUAUACCUACAUAAAAUUGAAGUUCAGUUUAUACCGUAAUAACAAUACUUCGCAAUACAGCAUAAUUAGCGUGGAGUUUGUUUCCUGAGGAUACUUAUAGAAGAAAAAUAUCCAUCCAUUGUUAGUAAAUCAUAAUUAAGGAUUAAACAAUGUGAAUAAAAAUCGCAAAGACCGCAUCGAUUCCCAUUGUCAAAAUAAACUUAGACUAGCCGAUUGCACUUAACCCGUGGAUUAAUUGGCGAGGUAAUCAACGCGCAUGUCGCGUGACUGGAAUCCGGUGCCCCCAUUUCCUGCCCAGUAUUUUAUAACAGUCGUUACGUUCGUGAUUGGACAUUAUGCUGGAAAGAAGGAAAGAAAGACGUGCCUUUUAUUGGCACUCUCGGAGUCCAAGUAUUGCUCCCGGUGGUGCGGGUUCAUCGAGUUCCAUGCACCAACCAUCGACCUGUACUUUUAAGUCCGUCCAACUCGGCUCUGCCCAGAUCAUGCCCGGUGUCCGCCUAUAAAGAACUCCUCAAGUCUCUUUCUUCGCCAAGUUUCCUCCGUCCUACGAUAGGUUCAACAUGUUUCGAGUGAGUCUGAUUUAUCUUUGCGGAGCAGUAUCCUCAUUCCAUAAACUAACUGUGAAUUUUCCUUGUUUCUUACAGGUACUCGUCCUGGUUCUGGUUUCCAAUGUUUUGGCAGAGGCGCCGUUGAGACCAGGGCACAUCAAAUACAGCGACGAUAACGGGAUCAAAGUUGACUGGAAGCUGUACGCUCCUUACACUCAGUUCAAGUCCCAAAUUCAGCGUCACUACGAGCGAAGGGACGAGGGAAAAGCAACGGCAAAAGUGGAACCGAGGGUCGUCAGGCCGACCGGAAAUCAAGCCAGAGUUCGAGCCGAGCUUCUGGGGCAUGAACAGGAGCAGCCUGUGCGGUACAAGCCUUUCUCGCAAGUUCCAAACCCGCUAAAGCAGCUCCUCAUGGAGUCUUACGAAGCCCAGGCGCCCUACGUUGAUCACGAGGCCUUCUUUCACCGACUUCCGGUUCCGCAGCAAUCGGUUCCUCCGGAGAGACAGGGAGUUGGGUACCAAUCGGAGAUCGUCAGGCCGGAAACUCGUGACCAGCAAAGUGAAAUUAUAUCGGAAGCGAGAACAUCGAGUGCACAUCAAUCUCUCUUCUUCGACAAGAGCGUUCCCGCGGAAAUUCAACGGCUGCUAAAGUACCAGGCUCAAAUACCGUACAACGUUAUUGCUAAUCACAUAGUUUAUAAACCCGAAACCCCUUUCGUACCCGAACCCUUACCUGAUGACGAAAUUGGUCCGUACAAAUAUCGCAGCAGAGUUUAUUACGCGUACCGACCAAAUUACAAGGAGGAUCAGGCUGAGCCUGUUUCCGAAGAAUCUGAUCGCAAAUCUUCGUAUUUAACUGCUGCGGUAAAGUAGAAAAUUUAUUUAAGUUACAGUU